Messenger RNA from Eimeria tenella, 2718 nucleotides. RefSeq names its product NOL1/NOP2/sun family domain-containing protein, putative. The transcript has 12 exons. Gene Ontology annotation, biological process: RNA methylation. Gene Ontology annotation, molecular function: tRNA (cytidine-N5)-methyltransferase activity. The coding region runs from base 1 to 2718 and encodes 905 amino acids. The record is from RefSeq and is a predicted model, not a curated record. NCBI's taxonomy places the organism in Eukaryota, Apicomplexa, Conoidasida, Eucoccidiorida, Eimeriidae.
AUGGGACGCCGAAACCCCUCAAAGAAGGCCUCCCAGGAAACAGCAGGGGCUGACGGCGACGGGAUUUGGCAAAAUGGAGUUGUGCGCCACAGCGCGGCCUUCGAGUCGUUUUACAAAGAGCAGAAGAUCGUGCCUGAGGAGGAAUGGACCGCUUUCCUCGAGUGCCUGCAGUCUGACCUGCCCACUGCCUUCCGCGUGGUUUCCAUAACCCCUUUUCGCCACUAUGUGCACAAGUUCCUUCAAAAGACGCUAGAAAGCCUACAGGAAGAUGCAGCUGCAGCAGCCAGCUGCGCCGCGGAUAUGCGGGGGGCUCUGAAGCCCCUGGAGUGGUACAAGAGCGGCUACGAGGCCUUUCAGCUGGAUGUGUCUCGCCACGUCCUCCGGACUUGCAAGCCUUUGCUGAGCUUGCACAAGUUCCUCGUCGAGCAGUCUGAAGCUGCAACGAUCUAUCGCCAAGAAGCCGUUUCGAUGAUUCCUGCGCUCUUUCUCGAGAAGGAAAUGCGCGGAGAUUCCUUGAUUUUGGACAUGUGCGCUGCGCCGGGGUCCAAAACGUCGCAGCUUUUGGAGGCGCUGCAUCAGGCGUGCGAGCGGGAGAGGCGAAAAAACGGCGAAGAGGUGGACGGCUGGCCUCCUCUGCCGACUGGGGCGAUUGUGGCCAACGACGCAGACGUGACGCGAUCUCACAUGCUCGUCCACCACCUCCGCCACCUCCAUUCUCCCUGCCUGCUCGUUACCUCGCAUGCAGCGCAGUUCUUCCCGACUGUUUUUCAUCCGCUGAGGAGUGAGGAUGCCGCUACAGGUCCAGCAGCAGCAGCAACAGCUGCUCCCGAAGGCGCCGACGUGCUGCUUGGCAGCAACAGUAACGGCAGCAGCAGCAGCAGCAGCAAAGAAGAAACUGCCCGGCUCGUCCCUAUUCAGUUUGACGGCGUGCUCUGCGACGUCCCGUGCUCUGGAGAUGGGACACUGCGCAAAAGUCGAGCCCUUUGGGCAUCCUGGAGUCCUCACCAGGGGCUGGGGUGCCACAGGCUGCAGCUGCAGAUUCUGCUCAGGGGAAUUAAAUUGUGCAAAGUUGGGGGCCGCAUUGUCUACAGCACCUGCGCAUUCAACCCCAUCGAGAACGAGGCUGUUGUCUGCGCGGCCAUUACGAAGUCCAGGGGGGCUGUUGAACUAGAGGACUGUUCUGGCGAUCUUCCAUCUCUCAGGCGCAGCCCGGGGAAAAGCAGCUGGCGCGUGGAGUGGGAAGGCCGCUGGUAUGACUUCUUUGAUGAAGUCCCCAAAACAGCAAAAGCCACCAAAAAGCUCCGGCAGUCGAUGUUUCCCCCCGUGGGCGAGCCGGGAGAGCCGGCUGUGCCGCUCCACCGCUGCAUGCGCUUUCUUCCGCACAUUAACAACACAGGAGGCUUUUUCGUGGCAGUUCUUCGAAAAGUGCGGGAAGUACCACUUGCGCCGGGCUCGGCUUCUGGCGAUGGAAGCCGAAGCGAAUCCAAUCCUUGUGGUCCACUAGACCAUCUGGAAGAUCCGGAAAAAGUGCAAAAGGACAUUGAAAAUAAGAGGGAGGCUGAUGGGAUCCCGGAAGAUGAAGAUCCUGCAGCAGCUGCUGCGGGGGCGCCGGCAGCACGGCGUUUUGAACAGAUUCAGCUGGACAUGGUCGGCCUCGACUGGCAGCCUGAGCUGCUGCAGCAGCAGCAGCAGCAGCUGCUGGCGCAAGAAAAGCGCCUUGAAUUAGAUGGGGAAGCCGAGAAAGACUUGAAACCUGUGGCGAGCGAGGCCACUGCAGCAGCAGCUGCAGCUUUGCAAGCCUCAGCUGCAGCAGCGGCAAGCAGCCCGCGCUGCGCGCCGCCGCUGCAGCCCGGAACCUCUCCGCUGGCUCUCUCGCGAGCCAUUUUAGAACAAAUACUUCAACUGGCAUUUGAAACUCUGGAAAUUCGAGGAGAAAUUUCAGCGCGAAAAAGCACAAGUCCGGAGCUGCGGGCUGCAGCGCAGCGGCUGAGUUCACACUUGUACUUCCGCCUGAAAACAGCGGAAAGCGCAGACUCGGGAGAUCUUGAAUCCCUUGAAGGGAAUCUUGGAAAUGAAGACAACUCAGAAAGAUAUCCCCGGCGGCUUUUUUUUGUUUCACAAGGAGUCAAGUCCUUGGUGCGAGCUGUGGGGGCAUCUCGCUACAAGAUUAUAAACGGCGGCUGCUUGGCUUUCCAGGCGCGGGCUAGGGGAGUCUACCGCAUAGCGUAUGGGGCUGCCCAGUGGCUGGCUCCGUUCUGUGAGCUCCUUAGUGGCUGCGCUGCGGAUUCACCGCUGCAGCAGCAGCAACAGCAGCAGCAACAGCAGCAGCAGCUCGCGGCGCAUGCGGGCGGCCCCGCAGACUGCGGGCUUCCGGCGGAGUCCAGCGAGGCAGAGAGGCGGCGAGUGCUGCAUAUUCCUUGCCAGCUUUUGUACGGGCUGGUGGCAACAAAGCAGGAGGACAGAAGAGUGCCUUUCAAGAAGAUCCAAGAGCUUCCCUGCGGCCAAGCCCUUGUGAACAGCUCCUGUGACGGCUCUUUGCUUUUCCUCGCCAAGAUCCCGCAGGCAGCUGGCUGCAGCAGCAGCUUCACCAACGUGGCAGUGCCAGCCUGGAGGGGAAGGACCAACGUGGAGCUGAUGCUGGACUCGAACUCGCGACUUGCACUGCGGAGUCUCAUGGAGGAAAGUGGAGUGCCCGCGACAGAGGGGGAAUCCCUUUAA